UUUAUCAAUUUUCAUCUGACCCCUUUACAUAUUCCAAGAAUCAUCUCAUCAAAAUUUCAAUUCUUGAUAUUCUCUAUUCCUUCACAAAGCUUUCAGCAAACUUUUUUAUCACCUAACAACUUGCAGAAAAUAAAGUGGAAAAAAUAUAUAUAUAUACCAUUAUUUUUCCUGUUAAAACUGAUAUUAAACAGUAAUGUGUGUGCAAGAUUCAGAGGAAGUGAGUGAGGAUAUGGAGAAUUUGGACAUUUCCAAGACUGAUUGCAGUGAAAAGAUCAGAUCGUUACAAAUAGAAAGUGAAUUCUCAAAUACCCAUAAAGAGAAAUUUGAAAAACACUCAUCUUCUAGCUAUGCUGUGAUGAGAAAUUCAUUCCCAAUGGAAAGUAUAUCUGAGGAUACGACUAUUGCAGACCGUCAGCAUAUACUCUUCAAUAAAUUCCUCCCAACUCUUAGGUCUGGAGAGUGGUCUGAUAUUGGAGGCCGUCAUGAUAUGGAAGAUACUCAUAUCUGUAUUGCGGACAUGGCUAAGAACUUUGGUCAUAGUAUUAGUGGUGAGGAAGCUAUCUCCUUCUAUGGAGUCUUUGAUGGACAUGGUGGAAAGGGAGCAGCGCUAUUUGUACGCGACAGUCUACCAAGAAUCAUCGUUGAGGAUGCAGAUUUCCCUCUGAAGCUAGAAAAAGUGGUGAGUAAAUCUUUUUUGGAGACCGAUGCUGCUUUUGCCAAGUCAUGCUCUCUCGAUUCUGCCUUGUCCUCAGGCACAACUGCACUCACUGCUAUGAUAUUUGGAAGAUCAUUGCUCGUGGCAAAUGCUGGCGACUGUCGAGCUGUUCUCUCUCGAGGUGGACUGGCUAUAGAAAUGUCAAAGGAUCACAGACCUUGUUGUGUCAAUGAAAGAACACGUGUGGAGUCCUUGGGUGGAUUUGUCGAUGAUGGCUAUUUGAAUGGACAGUUGGGUGUGACCCGAGCACUGGGUAACUGGCACAUUAAGGGACUGAAGGAAGCUGACAAAGGUGGUCCAUUGAGUGCUGAACCUGAACUAAAGCUGCUUACGCUGACUAAGGAGGACGAGUUUCUGAUCAUUGGCAGUGAUGGAAUAUGGGACGUAUUCAGAAACCAAAACGCAGUGGAUUUUGCCCGGAGGAGACUACAAGAACACAACAAUGUAAAAUUAUGCUGCAAGGAAAUAGUAGAUGAGGCCAAAAAACGCGGUGCCAUAGACAACUUAACAGUAGUCAUGGUAUGUUUUCACUCCGAGCCACCACCACCUGUCGUAUUCCAAAGAUCAAGAAUCAGGAAGUGUAUCUCUGCCGAGGGGCUUCAGAAUCUGAAAUCUUUACUCGAAGGGUAGAGCUAUCGCGUACAACAAAUCAACCUAGGCAACAGUUGAGAACGAAUUCGACUUUGUAAAUAUAUUUCUGAGGUAGGAUUUGUUCUUCCUUGUAAUGUUCCUAUUUAGAACUGAAGCAGAUGGAAUAAAAGCUUGAUGGAGAAAUGAGCAAGCCAUUGAACCAAAAAAUUGUAAAUAAUUCAUUCUUCAAUUGUAUGCACCCUUUACUACAAGGGCACACAAUUAAAAUUCAUCUUCUGGUAGCAUAAACAUUAGAUUAUCAUUGAAUAAUAUAUAGCUAUAUACUACUUUAUUAUUAAA
Molecule: messenger RNA, 1645 nt
Organism: Solanum lycopersicum (tomato)
Lineage: Eukaryota; Viridiplantae; Streptophyta; Magnoliopsida; Solanales; Solanaceae
Product: probable protein phosphatase 2C 27
Biological process (GO): protein dephosphorylation
Molecular function (GO): protein serine/threonine phosphatase activity; cation binding
Source: RefSeq, a predicted model, not a curated record